This is a messenger RNA of Xyrichtys novacula (pearly razorfish), 450 nucleotides long. The record is from the annotation of a GenBank genome assembly. NCBI's taxonomy places the organism in Eukaryota, Metazoa, Chordata, Actinopteri, Labriformes, Labridae.
AUGGCGCAUAUAUUUUUGCAUGUGACGAAUAUAAAUACAACCAGCAGUUGGGUGAAUACAACAUUCUCUGACUCAACCAUGUCAGGCAAAGCACCAGCACCGAAGAAAGGCUCCAAGAAGGCCGCAUCCAAGGGCGCGGGCCCGAAGGGCAAGAAGAGGAGAAGGCCAAGGAAGGAGAGCUACGCCAUCUACGUCUACAAGGUCUUGAAACAGGUCCACCCCGACACCGGAAUCUCCUCCAAGGCUAUGGGCAUCAUGAACUCCUUUGUCGGUGAUAUUUUCGAGCGCAUCGCCGGUGAGGCCUCUCGUCUGGCCCACUACAACAAACGCUCCACCAUCACCUCCAGGGAGAUUCAGACCGCUGUCCGCCUGCUGCUGCCCGGAGAGCUGGCUAAGCACGCCGUGUCUGAAGGAACCAAGGCUGUGACCAAAUACACGAGCUCCAAGUAA